CCACCAUCCACCAUCCGUCAAAAACAGCUGAUGCCAAUAACAAGUUCAUUAAAUUUGUGCGGAAGAUUUAUUAAUUCUUGGUUCUUAUAAUGGAUGAUGAAGAUAUAGCAAUUAUUUCGGCUGUGGUUCAACAGCAAAAUAUUUUCUUGCACCAACUAAUAAUGUUGCUGUCAAUGAAUAAUGAUGAUGACGAUGAUGACUUUAACAUUGACGAGGAUGAGAUGACCCAGAUGACUGCCAUAAAAACACAAAAGCCAGGAAGAUUAUGGUCGUUUAAGCGGUUCGGGACAUUUUGGGAGAAAGAUGUACCAGAAAACAACGAGGCGUUUUUCAAAGAGAGUUUCCGAAUGGAGCCCUGCUUUGAUAUUUUAGUGAAUCGGCUUGAAGUGCUGCGAAAGAAGGACACCAACUGCCGAGAUGCAAUUCCUUUGGAAAAGCGCAUCGCCAUUGCGCUAUACACUUUGGGCUCGUCCUCUGAGUACCGAACAGUUGGCAGGCUUUUCGGUGUAGCUCCAAACAGUGUGUGUAAUAUCCUGCACGAGUUUUGCAGAGCACUUAUAGAUACAGAUUUACAUAUGUAAAUAUCGGCUCUGCAGGAAGGUACAAUGACUCGAUGAUAUACCAGAAGUCAAGCCUUGCAAAACAUAUCGAAGCAUCGGCAUUACUCCAAGAGAAAGCCAAGGAAAUAAGCGGAGUAAACGUCCCUGUAAUGCUUAUCGGGGACUCGGCAUUUAGGUUUUCUUAAAUGCUGAUGAAACCUUACCCGUUUUCCACAGUCGCCUCUUUGGAAUAGCGCACGUUUAACUACAACCUUUCCAAAGCUAGGCGAGUGGUGGAAAAUGCAUUUGGGCAUUUAAAAGACAGAUUUCGAAAUUUCGAUUCGGAAAAGGUCUUGAUAGCCACCACAAAAAUAAUAGCGCCAUAAUAAUGAGCUGUUGUAUUUUACACAAUAUAUUAAAUAUGUACAACAGCGCGAUUAAUGAAAAUUGGGAGCUUGCAACAAAUGAGCAGCGCGAACAGCCCGAUACCAGCAACAGUUCUGCUGACUUUAAUCAGUCAGCAGAACAGAUACGAUCUGCAAUCGCAAAAUAUUGUGUAGACCGUAAUGAAAAUUAAAAGCUUAUUUAUUUUUAUUUUUAAAACUUCUAAUAAGUCGUUCUGGAAUUUUGUUUGGGUGCUGAUCAAGUCCUGCACCAUCUUCUCCUGCCUAACGUCGUGCUCCUCCUUCUUUCUGUGGUGGUCCUUUUGUUGUUCGAGACGCUCCUGGGCGAUCUCUGCCAGCCACGAAAUGUCGGUCUUUUUCUUUUUCUUUGGCGGACGCCCAGACAAGGCGCUGGAGCUACAAGAUCCGUCCAGGUCCAUCUCAAUAAUAUCCGAAAAGUACUCAUCAGGAUCUGCAAUGAACACCUUAAAUGAAAUAUAUUUUUUUAGCAAUAAAUUAAUAAAACUUACUGUCGUUGUCCAAUGUGCUCUGCUCCAUGUUGUUUGCACUCAAGAUGCCAAA
Drosophila miranda is the source of this 1504-nucleotide messenger RNA. RefSeq lists its product as uncharacterized. NCBI's taxonomy places the organism in Eukaryota, Metazoa, Arthropoda, Insecta, Diptera, Drosophilidae. The transcript is spliced from 3 exons. The record is from RefSeq and is a predicted model, not a curated record. The coding region runs from base 90 to 581 and encodes 163 amino acids.